Messenger RNA from Phycomyces blakesleeanus NRRL 1555(-), 2190 nucleotides. RefSeq lists its product as hypothetical. The record is from RefSeq and is a predicted model, not a curated record. Bases 1 to 2190 code for a protein of 729 amino acids. NCBI's taxonomy places the organism in Eukaryota, Fungi, Mucoromycota, Mucoromycetes, Mucorales, Phycomycetaceae. The transcript has 7 exons.
AUGUCUAAAAUUACAAAAGCCUCUUGUUACCAAUGCCGUACUUGCAAGUCAAUCUUUAAUAACAGUCGAACAUAUAAAAGAUGUCUCGAACGAUGCAUGACAAAUAGGGCAGAAUUACUUGACAAUGGCGAAGUUUCCCAAACUGUCUCUCUUCCUGAUCAAAGCCAGUUUACAUCAGCAAUGGUUCCUAACUUGGCUUUUGGAGAAAACAUCAACAUAAGUAGUAGUGAGGAUAUGGAUAUCAUUGAAAGUACUGAAGAUGAUGAGUCCAUGUACGAUUUUGGAGAAGAAUGCAAGAAUGUCAUUGACAAAAUUGAAGGCACCACACCCUCACUAGACUUUGAUUUUAGCCAGCCUCUUCCUGUUCCCAGCAAUGAUGAUAAAAAGAAUCUCGCGUUCAUGCAGUCGAUCCAAGACCCACACCUUGGAAACAAGCUUCUUGAGCACUUCUUGGAUAUCAAAGCAGACGGAUACAACAUUUGCAUCAGAGGUUGUAUGCAGUUCAACAACAAGAAUGAUAUCACAUACCUUCCUUUGUGCUUGGCUGAUGACAAGACCAGGGCUGAAAUGUUCUAUCGUCAUAACCACCAAUCCAGCCAUAAUGGGCAGAAAGCAGAUGUUUUUGAUGGUCAUGUAUACCAAUCCAUGAAGUAUCUGUUUUCUGGUGAAAACGAUAUUGCGAUUUCGUUGUCCAUGGAUGGGUUCAACCCACACAAUGUACCUGGAUCAGUAACCAUUGUUCAUGCAACUGUCUUGAACUUGAAUCCGACGAUCCAUUAUGAGAAAAACAGGAUGAUCCAAAUAGCAAUGCUUCCUGGUUGCACUAGUCCCAGUGCCAUCUGGUCUUUUCUUGAGCCAACGCUGAGAGAUCUCCAUUUGCUCCAGACAGAAGGCAUGGAAGUAAAGACACUGACAACAACAAUCAGGGCAAAGAUACAUAUCCUCAUGGCCACUGGCAAUAUUCCAGCUCUGGCAAAGCUGGCAUGCCAUGUUAGUCACACAAGUAAGAAUGGCUGUCGUAUUUGUCAUGUAGUGGGCCAAACUCCUAAACAUGGCCAGUACUUCCGCAUGUUGCCUGGAACCCAGACGCACUUACUGGAGAGUUUCAGAAACUACAAUUUGGCAAGCAGUGAAGACAGAAAGGGACUCAAUGAUCAGUCACCGUUAGCCUCAAUAGAAACAUUCUCUGGCCCGUUUUUUUUCGCGUUAGACAAGAUGCAUGGUCUGUGCCACGGAAUUGGUAAACAGGUAUGGGGACUUGUAUGCGGAAAGUAUGGAAUCAAGCAUCUUCUAUGUCUUUCUCUUGCCACUCAAAGGGAGAUUGGUGCUGCAAUGGUAGCUGCAAAAUCCACAAUCUCUACAUCAUUGCAUGAAUGGAACUUAUUUCUAGAGAGUCUUCUUUCUACAGCAGAUAUUGACAUUGGCGUGUUCACAAUUAACCAGCACAUUAUUCAGCAUUAUCCUCAGAUGAUUGAUCUAUAUGGCCCGCCAAGAGCAUAUAGCACACGAUCUGUGGAAAGAGCCAUUGGUGAGUACUCCAGGUCUAUCAAGAGUAACUCCCAAGUCAGUGUCAAUGCUGAAAACAUCAUGAUCAGACUGGCAAAAUCGUGGCAUGUAGCGGAACUGACAACUGUUGCAAACACAAAAACUCCACCAGCUAACCUUCUAGUUUACAGUGCAUAUACUGAUGGGUGGCCUGUUACAGAAGGAGGUGAUCCUGCCAAUACUGAGUGUGAGAUUGAGUUCUGGGGGCCUUUGAAGAAUUUAACAAUUUUCGAUAGCUUUGAAGAUAGAUCUCAUCUUUCUUUGCUUCUUAAAACGUUUUAUGAUUUGAAUGGGGAAGAAUGUAGUAUGCUUGAGCCUUCCAUAAAGACAAGCUGCAAGACCUAUCUUAAUGGUUGUGUUAUUGACACUGCAUUCAACCAAAGUUCUACAAGAGACAUAUGUCAUGUUCAUGUGCAGCUACAAGUGGACAUGAACUCCAGAAGAUCCCGCUCUUACCAUCCAGGAUAUAAGCAUUUCUUCGGAAAGGUGCCGAAGACUAUAGUGAUUCAUGCCAGUGACAUUGUAGAGUUGGUUGGCUUGAUGCCAUCAAAUGUCAAUGGUAGUCAUUACAUCAUUUGGCCUAGCCUUAAACGUGGCCCAAAAUUGACACUUGCACUGCAAAAGACCGCUGAUUUUAGUUCCUGA